GAGGUGCAGCAAUUGCACCUAGGUUGUCUCCCUCCCCCUUUCCUCCUUUCCAGACCUAGACUGGCACGUUCACUGACUUUUGGGAUCCUCAGCCACUCCCUUGUCUCGGCUGGACUUUGCCAACAGAUGGGGACACUCUCCCCUACCCGUCUUUAGGGGGGCUGAGAGGCAGGAUUCUUUGCCAGGAAGCGCCAGGCCACUCCUGCCCAGAUCCCCGCCCACCUCCACUUGUCUGCUGGCCGGGCAACUGGGUCUGGCUGAACCUCUCUGUUUCUCACGGGAGGAACCACACAAGCUAGCAGCCCCUGAGGGCACCUAGACGGUAAGGUGAGAUUUUUCUAUAUCAGCACAUGUAGAUCAAGGUGGAUAUUCUGACAGAUGAGGGAAAUCGAGGUACCUUAAGCAAUAUGACAAGUUUACCCAGCCACAGUGACCAAGGCGGGAUUUGAACUCAUGUCCUCGAACUCAAAACCCAAGCUCUUUCUGCCUCAGGGGAGCUUACCUUUAUGUACUAUACUAGGUCAUGGAGAGUCAUGGCAGGUUCUUGAGUGAGAGAGCGAGGGGGUGGUGGUGAAGUUUUGUUAAAGGAAUUGAUGAGACUGGGGUGUGCAGGGCGCGCUGGAAUGAAGACAACUUAAUCCUUACUGCCGUCACAUGGAAGCCAAGUCUUGACCUCUACAACCUGAAAAGGCUUAACCUGGCUCUGACCCCUUCUAUCCCCCAGGCCCUUGGCUUUGGCUGGCACAGAGGUGCAGGAGAGCCAGCAGCACCCAGUGACCAGGCAGAUGUGCCCCCAGGAGAGUUCCUUCCAACCUUCUCAGUUCCUACUGCUGGUGGGGGUCCCAGUGGCAAGUGUCCUCCUUCUGGCCCAGUGCCUUCGAUGGCACUGUCCUAGAUGGCGGCUGGGGAUCAGCAGGAAGCCAGAUGGCCAACAGGAGCUAGAGUCCCAACCUGUCCCCCUGCCAGAAAAUGAGGCCCCAAGGCAGGGCCUGCCAGCCACGCUGCCAGAGAUGGCUGCCUUCUACCAGGAGCUGCACACACCCACUCAAGGCCAGACUGUCAUCCGUCAGCUGAUGCACAAGCUGCUGGUGUUUUCGGCUCGAGAGGUGGAUCACCGGGGUGGCUGCCUGAUGCUCCAGGAUACGGGCAUCUCCCUGCUCAUCCCACCAGGUGCGGUGGCUGUGGGCCGGCAGGAGCGCGUGUCUUUGAUCCUGGUGUGGGACCUGUCAGACGCCCCGUCGCUAUCCCGAGCCCAGGGGCUGGUAAGCCCUGUGGUGGCAUGUGGCCCCCAUGGGGCCUCCUUCCUGAAGCCUUGCACCCUCACAUUCAAACACUGUGCCCAGCAGCCCACCCACGCCCGCACCUACAGCAGCAACACCAACCUGCUCGACGCCAAGGCCUGGAAGCCCCUAGGGCGGUCGGGGGCCCACGCCUCUCGGGAUGAGUGUCACAUCCCCCUCUCCCACUUCAGCCUCUACACCUGUGUGCUGGAGGCACCUUUGGGGCGGGCAGCUCGCAAAUGGCUGCAGCUGGCCGUGUUCUGCUCGCCGCUGGCGCCAGGGCAGUCGCACCUGCAGCUGCGCGUCUACUUCCUGAACAACACGCCCUGCGCCCUGCAGUGGGCCCUGACCAACGAGCAGCCCCACGGAGGGCGCCUGCGCGGGCCCUGCCAGCUCUUUGACUUCACCGGGGCCAGAGGCGACCAGUGCCUGAAACUCCAGUACAUCUCGGAGGGUUGGGAGAACGUGGAUGACAGCAGUUGCCAGCUGGUCCCCCAUCUCCACAUCUGGCAUGGAAAGUGCCCCUUCCGUUCCUUCUGCUUCCGGAGAAAAGCAGCCAAUGAGAACGAGGACUGCUCGGCACUAACCAAUGAGAUCAUAGUCACCAUGCACACCUACCAGGAUGGCUUGGAGACCAAGUACAUGGAAAUCCUCAGAUUCCAAGCAUCAGAGGAGGAACCCUGGGCAGCGCCACCCCCUGUCUCCCAGCCACCCCCGUGCAAUAGGCUGCCCCCAGAGCUCUUUGAGCAGCUGCAGAUGUUGUUGGAGCCAAAUAGCAUCACGGGCAAUGACUGGCGCAGACUGGCCUCCCACUUGGGGCUCUGUGGCAUGAAAAUACGGUUCCUGUCCUGCCAGCGCAGCCCGGCCGCGGCCAUCCUGGAGCUGUUUGAGGAGCAGAACGGCAGCCUGCAGGAGCUGCACUACCUCAUGACGGUCAUGGAGCGGCUGGACUGCGCCUCGGCCAUCCAGAACUACCUGAGCGGGACGCGGGCCGGCAGCCCAGCCCCCGCCCGCGGCCGCGACAACCAGGGCCUGGAGCUGGACGAGAAGCUCUGAGCGCGCGGCCGCCGCGCUCGGGCGGAGGGAGCUCGGGGGUGUGCCCCAGCGCCUGAGAACGCGGCAGCGGGCCCCGGCUGC
Molecule: messenger RNA, 2417 nt
Organism: Microcebus murinus (gray mouse lemur)
Lineage: Eukaryota; Metazoa; Chordata; Mammalia; Primates; Cheirogaleidae
Gene: UNC5CL
Product: unc-5 family C-terminal like
Biological process (GO): netrin-activated signaling pathway; positive regulation of canonical NF-kappaB signal transduction; positive regulation of JNK cascade
Cellular component (GO): membrane
Molecular function (GO): protein binding; netrin receptor activity
Source: RefSeq, a predicted model, not a curated record